UGGAUCUUGUACAUUCUUUUUCCCCUACCGUGUGAUAAAGAGAGGAAAUAGUUGCAGUUAUGGAAGAAGCACAAGCACAAGUAAAGGUGCACACAAUCUCAACUGUAGCACCGACAAUCCCAACAGAAAGGCACUCAAUGUUUCUGUCAAACCUUGAUCUUCUCUGGUUACCAAUCAAUAAUGUUCAGAGGAUUCUCUUCUAUACAAUCUCCCCUGAAAACCAAUACUCUUCAAUAGUAGAAAGCUUAAAGAAAAGCCUCUCCUCAGUCCUGGUCUAUUUCUAUCCAUUGGCUGGCCGGUUAGACAAGGGAGAAUCAGGCAGACCAGAGAUCGACUGCAAUGAUGCAGGGGUGGAAUUUUUGGAAGCAUCAAUAGAUAUGCCCUUCUCCUCCCUGGAAAGAGAUGGGUUUCAGUAUAAGCCCUUUUUUCAAAACCUGGUGCCCAAGGUCCAUCCUUUACAGGACCACAACUGCUCUACACCAUUUCUCUCUGUGCAGGUAACAUCUUUUGAGGAAGGGGGAAUAUGCAUAGGAACCACUCUUCAUCAUGUUAUAGCAGAUGGGAACUCGUGUUGGCAUUUCAUGAAAUCAUGGGCAGAGUGUAGCAGAGGCCUCCCGGUUUCGAAUCCUCCCCUGCACUGUAGAACAGUCUUCAAACUAGAAAACAAGAAGCCCAUUCCCAUUUCAUACAAACCCCAUGACGUAGUAAUCAAUGGGAUUCCAGGGGCUCAGAUUUACAAGUUCUUACCAGAUGACCUACAACAAAACUCAGAAAAAACUAGUGCUGAACAAGCAUUGGAGCUUGAAGUGGGUAUUCAAAAAUGGCUGGGGCACAAUACAGAGCCCAUAUACUCAACCUUCUGCUUUACAGAAAAGAUGAUCAGAGACCUGAAACAGCAGAACGGGACUUCAAGCUCCUUCAUUGCAGUAGCAGCACAGUUUUGGAGAUGCCUAACCAGGGCUCGCGAAGUGCCGGAUGAAGAACCAGUUGUAUUUGCACUUCUGGCCGAUUGCAGAAGCCGUGUAAAACCUCCAUUGCCUAAGGCUUAUUUUGGCAAUUGUUUGUCUUCGGGUAUUGUUCGUACAGCAGCAAAAACGUUGCUUGGAAACAAUCUCUGCUUUGCUGCGAGCCUUAUACAGGAGCUCAUCAAUUUCUGUACCACCGAAGAGCAGAUUAAAAAUACGGUAGAUUGGCUGGAAUCUCCUGAUAGCGGUUUAGCGUGGUUGUUUCAUGAAUUUGCAGGGCUUUGUUUUACUAAUGUGGUAAGUUCUCACAGGUUUCCAGUUUAUGAGAUUGACUAUGGGUGGGGAAGGCCAUUGAAUGUGCAGACAGCUUCCAUUAAUGAAAAUGGGGCAAUGGUUUUGUUUGCUGCAAAAGAUGACGGAGGAAGCAUAGUUGUGUCCACUCGCCUUCCUAAACAUCAAAUGGAAAUCUUAACUCAUCUCCUCUCUGUUCCCCACUGAAAGAUUUAAUCUUAUUGGCUAAGCUUACUAAAGGAGAUUGCAUAUCUUUGGUUCCAUUUAAGCAAUUAAUUGUAGAGAAGCUUUUCUCCUGAGACCGUUUUAAUGAGUUGCAGUCAUGUCUACAGUCCGUAUUUAUUGCUUCACAUGAUCCGUUGUCAGAAUCGGUAUAAAACGAGAAAUUUUCUAGCUUUGUUUAUACAUUUUUGGUGUGAUCUUUGCUACAUUGUGUAUUUCUAAACUUUGAUACAAUUGGCUUUUGUUAUCAUUAUAUUCUUGUCUUAAUGAUAAACUUUCUUACUUUUUUA
This is a messenger RNA of Cryptomeria japonica (Japanese cedar), 1768 nucleotides long. RefSeq names its product hydroxycinnamoyltransferase. The record is from RefSeq and is a predicted model, not a curated record. The coding region runs from base 60 to 1463 and encodes 467 amino acids. Lineage: Eukaryota; Viridiplantae; Streptophyta; Pinopsida; Cupressales; Cupressaceae. The transcript is spliced from 2 exons.